CGGAAGAGGACGAGCGAAGAGGGGAGGAUAGCGGAGAGCGGGGGCUGAGUCCGGACGGUGGCGGCGAAUCUGAGAGCGGAAGGAGAAGGGGAGUCGAAGAGGACUCGCCUCCAAUCGUUCCUCUCGUCUGUGUUCUCGAGCCUCUUUCGUCAGAAUCAAGAGGAGGAGGAAGUAAUCGACCAGGAGGGAGAAGACAUGGCGUCCAGGCAUCAGACCGUCGUCCCGCAGCAGCAGAGAGGUGGGCAUGUGCCAGGGGGCAAGCAGAAAGCCGGCGCAGCAGCAGAUGGGAAGAAUCGCCGAGCCCUUGGAGACAUUGGUAAUCUGGUUCACGCCCAGGUUGUCGAAGGGAAGCCGGAAUCCCAGAUCAAUCGUCCCAUCACCAGGAGUUUUGGUGCUCAACUUAUUGCCAAUGCACAAGCUGUCGCUGCCGCUGCUGCUGCUAAUAAGAAACCUGUCGCCGUUAAAGCUAAUGCAGCAGUCGCUAGAGCUGGUACAAAACCAGCUAAGAAGGUCGCAGUUAAGGGCAAGGAGAAGAAGACAGAGGAGGUGAAGGUUAUAGUGAUAAGCCCCGACAAGAACCAGGAGGUACCCAAGCAAGCAGCUGACACAAGUAGAUCCCGCACCAAAUCUACCAGGAAGAAAGUCACUACGCUUACUUCUGUUCUCACUGCUCGAAGCAAGGUUGCUUGUGGACUCACUGACAAGCCGAAGGAGUUGGUUGAUGACAUCGAUGCGGCCGAUACCGAGGACGAGUUGGCCGUCGUGGAUUACAUUGAGGACAUCUACAAGUUCUACAAAUCUGCUGAGCACCAUUGCAGGCCUCACGACUACAUGGAUUCCCAGGUGGAGAUCAACGCCAAGAUGAGAGCCAUUCUCGCUGACUGGUUAAUCGAAGUGCACCAUAAGUUCGAGCUGUCGCCUGAGACUCUCUACCUGACAUUCCACAUCAUCGACCGGUAUCUUUCGAUGGAGACGGUUCUGAGGAGAGAACUGCAGCUUGUGGGGGUGUCUGCCAUGCUCAUCGCAAGCAAGUACGAGGAGAUAUGGGCACCAGAGGUGAAUGACUUCAUUUGCAUAUCGGACAGGGCUUAUACGAGGGAGCAGAUCCUUGGAAUGGAGAAAGCAAUCCUGAACAAGCUUGAAUGGAACUUGACAGUGCCGACGCCCUAUGUGUUCCUCGUGAGAUUUCUGAAGGCUGCAGCAUGCGACCAGGAGAUGGAACGCAUGGUUUUCUUCUUCGCGGAGUUGGCUAUGAUGCACUACUCCAUGAUAAUGUUCUGUCCCUCCAUGGUUGCUGCUGCUGCUGUUCAUGCAGCCCGGUGCACUCUGCGGAAGAGCCCUCUCUGGACUGCCACACUCAAGCACCACACAGGGUUUUCGGAGCAACAACUGCUGGAUUGCACACAGAUGCUGGUGAACUCCCAUGCGGCUGCUCCUGAGGGCAAGCUGAAGGUGGUGUACAAGAAGUAUUCGAGUGAGCAAUUUGGAGCUGUAGCACUGCAACCAUCCGCAGCCAAAUUGGUGGAGGAGCUGAAGGCUGCAUCACUUUAAGUAGUAGAAGCUUGCAUUUAUUUCAUGUUCUUUAUGAAAGAGUGGUAACCAAAGGAACAAGGUGAUGAAUGAUGGUAGGACAAUUUUUUUGGGUCCUAAUUUGGGAAAAGCAGAUGCUGCAAAAUAUCUUUUUAAUUUGAAAAAGAUAUUGCUGUGAAAAUAAUCAGGAAUUGUGUUUCUAAUG
This is a messenger RNA of Musa acuminata subsp. malaccensis (wild Malaysian banana), 1735 nucleotides long. Its product is annotated as G2/mitotic-specific cyclin S13-7. Gene Ontology annotation, cellular component: cytoplasm; nucleus; cyclin-dependent protein kinase holoenzyme complex. Gene Ontology annotation, molecular function: cyclin-dependent protein serine/threonine kinase regulator activity. Lineage: Eukaryota; Viridiplantae; Streptophyta; Magnoliopsida; Zingiberales; Musaceae. Gene Ontology annotation, biological process: regulation of cyclin-dependent protein serine/threonine kinase activity; mitotic cell cycle phase transition. The record is from RefSeq and is a predicted model, not a curated record.